CACGUGGAUUCUUAUUGUCCUUGAAGGACGUACAUAAUAGCAAUAUCUUUUCGCCUAAUCCAUUGUGGUGAAUUUUUAUAAAACUUAACAAUACCAUUCGGUAUUCGGUACUUUAUUAUUCUUUUCCUUCGACCACAACUUUUUCGUUCGACUUCUUUCCUUCAAUCACCUUCGUUCCAUCGACUUCGAUUAGAUCUGCGAGCCAGAUCCCCGGUAUACCAAAGGAAAAAAAAACGUAGAUACGCAACAAGCUGCUGGCAGUUUCAACAGGACACGACCCUAGGUCUUGCAAAGUUCACCGACAAGAUGGGUAUCAAGUCUAGUUCCGGAUUCCAAGGCUCCGCCUUUAUUAUCCUUCAGGUUAUCCGUGCUUGUAAUCUUGCUGUCCUGCUGGCCGUUAUCUUCGUCUCGGGGGUCAUGAUGUACUUCGCCAAGAUGCCCAACGGCUUCCAGUUCUUCAACGACGUCUCCCUCGCCUUCGUUAUCGCCGUCGCCGGCCUCCUGUUCUGGAGCGAACUACCAAUCAAGACGGGUAAGGCGAUGAUUACCCGAAACUGGCCGGCAAUCGGUGAAGACCGCGGCUUUACCUGGCUCGGCAUCGCUAUGAUUGUCAUUGGAUGCCAUCAUCUCGGCGCGCUCAGCAACAGGACUUACGACAACGAGGAAGUGCCUUUCCAGGUCUGGCAGGCUAUCAUGGCGUCCGGCAUCAUCGCAAUCGCAUUUGGCGUUACUAACGUCAUUGCCUCGUUCGUCUUCAGCAACCGGGCGAGCGGCGUGCAUGCCCGAGAGGUCCGCAACAACGGCGCCAUCACCCGAGACGUCAACUUCACCGAGGAGUACGAGAGCUACCGAAGCAACUCGAUCCGCAAGGAGAAGAAGAAGAGCCGAUUCUCCCUCUUCGCUAGGGGCAACUCCAAGCCUAAGAUCAGCCACCCGAUGCCCCAUGACGUCGAGUUCGGACACGGCGAUGAUCACCUCCCCAUCGACGACCGCAGCAGUCCCAUCAUCCCGGACGUGAAGCGUCCCCCCACCGCCCUGCACCCCGCCUACAACGCCGGAUCAAGGUCAAGCCGGUACAGCGAAUCCGCGUAUUCCUAAGCGUUUAAGGCAUUGAUAGGUGUUUCAGUGAGAUGAUGAUGAAGGCGGCGUUUGGGUAUGGGUAUGGAUUUGGCUUUGGCUUUAGCGAUUUCGGAUAUACCCAAGA
This is a messenger RNA of Daldinia caldariorum, 1204 nucleotides long. RefSeq lists its product as uncharacterized. The coding region runs from base 307 to 1098 and encodes 263 amino acids. The record is from RefSeq and is a predicted model, not a curated record. The transcript is spliced from 3 exons. NCBI's taxonomy places the organism in Eukaryota, Fungi, Ascomycota, Sordariomycetes, Xylariales, Hypoxylaceae.